CCGGCAGCCAUCUUCUUGGGGGUGCUGGGAGCCGGGAAGACCCCCCGAAUCGUUCCCAUUGAGCUGCUCUUCGUCUUCGCUUUCUUCAUUUUGCCUCUUCUGCGUUACCGACAAGCAACUGGUCCCGCGGCUGAGAGAAAGCCCGGGUCUAGGCGCGUGUCGCGCUCCCGGUUCCGAACGAUUGGCUGGGGUGGAGGGAAGGGGGAGGGCUCAGGCAAGCCGUUGCUGCCUCAGCCCGGGCCGGGGUCCGGGGAGGGGGAAGCUCCUGGCACCCCGUGGACUCGCGGCCUGCGGCGGUCCCCGCGGAGCUGUUCACCGAGCCGGCUCGCGGGAACCUGCCACCGGCGCCUCCCACCGCGGCCCACGCGGGCGGCGCGCGGAGGAGGGGGCGGGGGCAGCGGCGGCUGUAGCGGCCGCGACCUGGGCGGGCGGAGGAGAGUGACGGGCCUGGGCGCCGCUGUGGAUGGUUUCUAAAAUGAUCAUUGAAAACUUCGAGGCACUGAAGUCCUGGCUCAGCAAGACUCUCGAGCCCAUCUGUGAUGCAGAUCCAUCAGCCCUAGCAAAAUAUGUUCUUGCUUUGGUAAAAAAAGACAAAAGUGAAAAAGAAUUAAAGGCGUUAUGUAUUGAUCAACUGGAUGUAUUUCUUCAAAAAGAGACACAGAUAUUUGUGGAAAAACUUUUUGAUGCUGUGAAUACAAAGAGUUACCUACCUCCCCCAGAGCAGCCAUCAUCAGGAAGCUUAAAGGUGGAAUUUUUUCAGCACCAAGAAAAAGAUAUAAAAAAAGACGAGAUCAUAAAAGAGGAAGAACGAGAGAAGAAGUUUUCCAGAAGGCUAAAUCACAGUCCUCCCCAGUCAAGCUCCCGAUACAGAGAAAAUAGAAGUCGUGAUGAGAGGAAAAAAGAUGAUCGUUCUCGCAAAAGAGAUUAUGAUCGAAACCCUCCUCGAAGAGAUUCAUACAGAGACCGGUACAAUAGAAGACGAGGGCGGAGUCGCAGUUACAGCAGGAGUCGGAGUCGAAGUUGGAGUAAAGAGAGGCUUCGUGACAGGGAUAGGGAUAGAAGUAGGACCAGAAGCAGGAGCAGAACACGAAGCAGGGAAAGAGAUCUGGUAAAACCCAAAUAUGACCUGGAUAGAACAGAUCCACUAGAAAACAAUUAUACUCCAGUUUCUUCGGUACCUAACAUUUCAUCUGGUCACUACCCUGUACCUACUUUGAGCAGCACCAUAACAGUAAUUGCUCCUACACAUCAUGGUAAUAACACUACCGAAAGUUGGUCUGAAUUUCAUGAAGACCAAGUGGACCAUAACUCAUAUGUCAGACCACCAAUGCCUAAAAAACGGUGUAGAGACUAUGAUGAAAAGGGUUUCUGCAUGAGAGGAGACAUGUGCCCUUUUGAUCAUGGAAGUGACCCAGUAGUUGUAGAAGAUGUGAAUCUUCCUGGUAUGCUGCCUUUCCCAGCACAGCCUCCUGUUGUUGAAGGACCACCUCCUCCUGGACUCCCCCCACCCCCACCAAUUCUUACACCUCCACCUGUGAAUCUGAGACCCCCAGUGCCACCACCAGGCCCAUUACCACCCAGUCUACCACCUGUCACAGAUGAUAUUUCUUAUUCUUUGGUUUUGACAGGACCACCACCACCACUUCCUCCUCUGCAGCCAUCUGGCAUGGAUGCUCCCCCAAACUCUGCAACCAGUUCUGUUCCUACUGUAGUAACAACAGGCAUUCAUCACCAGCCUCCUCCUGCUCCACCUUCUCUUUUUACUGCAGUUUUUGUAUUACCAGAUACAUAUGACACAGAUGGCUAUAAUCCUGAGGCCCCAAGCAUAACAAACACUUCCAGACCUAUGUAUAGACACAGAGUGCAUGCACAAAGGCCUAACUUGAUAGGAUUGACAUCAGGGGAUAUGGAUUUGCCACCCAGAGAAAAGCCUCCUAAUAAAAGCAGUAUGAGGAUAGUAGUGGAUUCAGAGUCAAGGAAAAGAACGAUUGGUUCUGGGGAGCCUGGAGUUACUACAAAGAAGACUUGGUUUGAUAAACCAAAUUUUAAUAGAACAAACAGCCCAGGCUUCCAGAAAAAGGUUCAGUUUGGAAAUGAAAACACCAAACUUGAACUUAGAAAAGUUCCACCAGAAUUAAAUAAUAUCAGCAAACUUAAUGAGCAUUUUAGUCGAUUUGGAACUUUGGUUAACUUACAGGUUGCCUAUAAUGGUGAUCCUGAAGGUGCCCUUAUCCAAUUUGCAACAUAUGAAGAAGCAAAGAAAGCAAUAUCAAGUACAGAAGCAGUGCUAAACAAUCGCUUUAUUAAGGUUUAUUGGCACAGAGAAGGAGGCACCCAGCAAUUACAAACUACUUCUCCAAAAGUAAUGCAGCCUUUAGUCCAGCAGCCCAUUUUGCCUGUUGUGAAGCAGUCUGUCAAAGAGCGGUUGGGUCCAGUACCUACAAGUACUAUUGAAGCAGCAGAAGCCCAGAGUGCCAGUUCAGACCUUCCUCAGAAUGUAACUAAAUUAUCUGUGAAGGACAGGUUGGGUUUUGUAUCAAAGCCAUCUGUUUCAGCAACUGAAAAGGUGUUAUCUACAUCUACUGGCCUAACAAAAACAGUGUAUAAUCCAGCUGCUUUGAAGGCUGCACAAAAAACCUUACUUGUUUCCCCCUCUGCAGUUGAUAAUAAUGAAGCACAGAAAAAAAAACAGGAGGCACUGAAACUUCAGCAGGAUGUAAGGAAAAGAAAACAAGAAAUUCUAGAAAAGCACAUUGAAACACAGAAGAUGUUAAUUUCGAAAUUGGAGAAAAACAAAGCAAUGAAGUCUGAAGAUAAAGCAGAAAUAAUGAAAACUUUAGAGGUUUUGACAAAAAAUAUUACCAAGUUGAAAGAUGAGGUCAAAGCUACUUCUCCUGGACGCUGUCUUCCAAAAAGUAUAAAAACCAAGACUCAGAUGCAGAAAGAAUUACUUGACACAGAGCUGGAUUUAUAUAAGAAGAUGCAAGCUGGAGAAGAAGUCACUGAACUUAGGAGAAAAUAUACAGAAUUACAGCUGGAAGCUGCCAAACGAGGGAUUCUUUCAUCUGGUCGGGGCAGAGGAAUUCAUUCAAGAGGUCGAGGUGCAGCACAUGGCAGAGGCAGGGGUCGGGGCCGAGGUCGAGGUCGAGGUCGAGGUGUACCUGGUCAUGCUGUGGUAGAUCACCGUCCAAGGGCAUUGGAGAUUUCUGCAUUUACAGAGAGUGAUAGAGAAGAUCUUCUUCCUCAUUUUGCGCAAUAUGGUGAAAUUGAAGAUUGUCAGAUUGAUGACUCUUCACUUCAUGCAGUAAUUACAUUCAAGACAAGAGCAGAAGCUGAAGCAGCUGCAGUUCAUGGAGCUCGUUUCAAAGGGCAGGAUCUAAAACUGGCAUGGAAUAAACCAAUAACUAAUAUUUCAGCUGUUGAAACAGAAGAAGUUGAACCUGAUGAAGAGGAACAGAGAGAGAUCAUCAUUGCCUGAAUUUAGCUUUGUGACUACAACAGCAAGAUCUGUUCCUGUCUGGAGACGACUGUUAUAAUAACUCUAUUAUUUUAUGUUUGCCUUUUAUCAAUUUGAAUAGAUGUUUACAUGUACUAUAAUUAGCAUUUUAUCUUUACAGUUCUCUAAGGGUACCCUUGAGUCCAGAAGUAUAUCUGAGUGUGUGCUUUGUCUGACCUUAUUCUUAAAUGUUUUCUCCCCUUUACUUCCUUUUUUUUUUUUUUCACCAUAAGAAGACAAAAGACCUCUUGGUUUCCUAAUAUGACAUAAGUUCAGUCUCAGUCAACUUCAGAAUUGUGUCUAGGAAAUCUAUAAAGCCAUGAUGCUGUGUUAAUUAACACGAACCAUUUAGAAUGAAGAAAAUGAUUGAAAAGUUAAGCAUGGGUAUACUUUUAAAUUUUCUGGGUUUUAAAAGGUUUUAUUUCUGGGAUUAGAAUAGUCAGUUAAAUUUUUUGGACAGAUGGUAAAAUAUUUUUUUUAACACACACUUGCCUAUUUCUUCUAAAUAUAUUUACUCAAGUUGUUCCCAAGACCACUUAUCUGAAUAAUUUUAAAGUCCUUAGCUCUUUAAAACCAACAAGGAGACUAUUUUUCUUUCUUUUCAAGUAUUGCAGGAUGAUGACCUGUGGAGUAUAGAUAUUGAAAAAUAUCUAUUAAAUGUCUAGUUUACAAGUUUUUCCAUAUUUUCCUCUCAGUCAAGACAUCAAAGACAAUCUUGAAAGCAAGGGGAAAGAAUAUUGUGUGUCUUACAUUGUUAAAGACACUAAUUUUCCUAUUUUAAAAGGCAUAUGCCCAUAUUAUUUAUUAGUAAGCAAUUAUUAAUAUUACUAGUGUGAAUAUGGCAUAGAAUUAUUUAUAGAACAUGAUUUAAUUUAACCUAGGUAUUUACCAAAAACACUCCUUUUAUAAUGGGUGCCAUUAAAAAAGUUUUCAACAUCAGUUUUUGAAUAUUUCUUCAAAUCCUCAUGAGACAUUUGAGAAGUUAUUCUUGGUACAAACUCUUUAUUAGGAAAGUCCAAACUACACUUGAUUCUGUUCACCCUUGUCCAUGCUAUAUUUUCACUUUUUUUUACGUGCAAAGUUGACUAUUCUGUAAACACUUUAUUGAGUGUGCAUUGCCUCUGUCUUCAUGAAAAAUAAAAAGAAUGAACACAUCUAUCAUAAUGUAAAUGAUCUAUUUUGAUCCACAUUAGUUGAAGACAGCAUGAUUAAUAUUAGGCUUGGUUUGAAGGAAAAGGACAGACUUUGGAAUGUAUUCAAACAUAAUUAUGACCUACUAGUAUACAAGGCCUUUUUAAAAUUAAAAACUUUAGUUUUAAUUUGCAAACUAUCAUAUAGCGAGUUUUGUAAAUAUUUUUUCAGAUUAAUUCAUUAUUUUUUCAAGGAAAAAUGCUCUGCCCAUCUAAUAGUGGUUUCCGUGCUAGGUGAAACCUAAAGAACGUUUUCUGAGACCAUAUUUGCUGUGAACAGUUCUAGUUGGUUAAUGGAUGUGGACCACAUACUACUGCCCUCAACUUUAUUUUGUCAUCUUCCUGUUUUCCCCUUGCCUUUAAAUUAAAAACAAAAUAAAGCAAAACAAAAUGAACUACCAUUUGAAUCAGAGUCAAGGUGAUUUGAUUCUCAUUAAGAUCAUUGCGCUUUUUGGAAAUUGCUGUGAGAUCCAUUAGAUCAGUUAAGUAGUUAAAUUCCCAUAUGUUGAUUAAUUAAAGAAGGAUUUUUAUUUCAUUUUCCUGAAUAAGAUUCUCAUGAAGCUAUGUGUAGAUAACUGUACAGAAUCACUUGUGUAAUUGAUGCAGUUUACCGCUGCAUGAUUGCAUUAUGGAAACCUUUUAUAUAUCUAUAUUUUUAAUAUACUUGGAUUUUACACUAUUAGCUGUUCUAGUCAUGCUAUAUUUGUUUUUUAAAAUAGAGUUUAUAAAUAUCUCAAAAUACAAAUUGAUUGAAUAUUUUGGUCUUGUUUACAAGAUAAAUAAGUGAUGCAGCCCCAAAGUGUCUUAGGAAAAAGUCAUUGGUGCUAUAAAACCUUUCAAUAUCAUUUUUGAAUCUGUUGUUUGGACUGCUAGGCUUUCAUCUAUGAUUGCUUUUGACUUAUUUUUUUCUAACAGCAUAAGUAGAAAAGUGGUCUGUGGUGAGUAAAGAGCCCAGUCCAUUAGAAAAUACCCCAUAAUUUAAAGAUAAGCAGAAUGACGUACUUAUUUUUGCCCAGCUUCCCCAAAAGAAAUUGCUUCUUCAGCUUAUCAUUGGCUCUUUUGAUGGGAGGAACUGUGUUACCCUGGCUAGAAUUAAAAAAUGAAACAUUCCGCAUGGCUCAGUUUUCCUAUAUUUCAAAUAGAAAACUUUUCUAGUCUGAAAAUAUGGUGUAAUCCUGCUCUGCUUUAAAUUCCCAUUUGUCUUUUACUCAACAGGAGGCAGGGUAAUUCUUAAAUAUUUAUAGAACAUUUGAUGAGUUGGAAAGGGAUGUAUUAUUUACAUUGUACAAGUUUUGUGUUAAUGCGUAGAUUGUUUUCUCCAUCUACAAAACUUUAUUCCAGCACCUUAGUGAAUGUUCUUAAGAUACAAUUUUUUAAGUAUCAGCAAAGCAUUCGUAGGUGUUUAUUUUUUAUUCUUAGAAUCCUGAACCUGUUCUGGGUGUGAUAGAACAUGUCUGGCACAAGAUUUCCUUUAAUAAGUGGUUUAAUUUAACGCAACUUCUAUGGAUUGUUGAACUUAAAACACCAAAGGAAUCUUUUCUUGUCUGGAGACUGGAUUGUUCCAGUUUUUAAUACCUGUGCCCAUAAGUAUCCAUUUCAUGAAUGCGUGUUGGCAUGGGGAAAAAUUCCCUGCUCUUUGAGUGGAGCGAAAGAAAUUGGUUAAGCUGUAGCAGCUUUUUUUUAAUUUAAGUAUGGAAACUUGAUCUUGAAAAAAGUAAAACUUGAACUAGAAAAUUCUUGUAUGCUUAGAAUGUUUAUAGUAUUACAUGUUUAUGUGGGGUUGUCAACAUUUUUAUUUAUAGUUGAAUUAUGUUUUGUUAAAUAUCCAUAAUGUUUAUUAUUUUUAUAUUUUGAAAAAAUUUUAAAUAAAAUAGUCUUACUUAAAAGCAGUUGUUAACUUUUUAAAAUCGUCCUUCAUGUUGCAUCAGUAGAAAAAUGUGCAGCCCUCAGGCAUUGCACAAUUGAGAAUUCUGGAAAUGUUUAAAUAAAGAAAUGGCUUCACAUUG
Molecule: messenger RNA, 6692 nt
Organism: Myotis daubentonii (Daubenton's bat)
Lineage: Eukaryota; Metazoa; Chordata; Mammalia; Chiroptera; Vespertilionidae
Gene: RBM26
Product: RNA binding motif protein 26
Cellular component (GO): nucleus
Molecular function (GO): RNA binding; metal ion binding
Source: RefSeq, a predicted model, not a curated record